This is a messenger RNA of Anopheles coustani, 1589 nucleotides long. RefSeq names its product obg-like ATPase 1. Gene Ontology annotation, molecular function: ATP binding; GTP binding; ATP hydrolysis activity. Gene Ontology annotation, cellular component: cytoplasm. The transcript is spliced from 6 exons. NCBI's taxonomy places the organism in Eukaryota, Metazoa, Arthropoda, Insecta, Diptera, Culicidae. The record is from RefSeq and is a predicted model, not a curated record. The coding region runs from base 179 to 1375 and encodes 398 amino acids.
CACCCGCUGCUGUCGUCCAAGAAUAGACCUCCACGUUUGUUGCUUUCCGGAUAGUGGAAGAGGCUUUCCGUUCCUGUGCCGAAACGAUUUGAUAAAGAAAAAUAACCGGCGCCUCACGCAACAUCCAGUGUUCUCGCCUGAAUUGACCACCACUAGCGUGCUCGCAUCGGACUAAGAGAUGGCACCGAAGAAGCCCACGGAACCGGAAGUAAAGCCUCUGAUCGGACGUAUCGGAACCAACCUGCGCAUCGGUAUCGUUGGUGUGCCGAACGUGGGCAAGUCGACGUUCUUCAACGUGCUGACGAAGAGUGCGGCACCGGCCGAAAACUUCCCCUUCUGCACCAUCGAUCCCAACGAGAGUCGAGUUCCGGUGCCUGAUUCACGAUUCGACUAUUUGUGCGAGUACCAUAAACCCGCCAGCAAGGUGCCGGCGUAUCUGAACGUGGUGGACAUCGCCGGUCUGGUGAAGGGUGCCGCCGAGGGUGCCGGCCUGGGCAAUGCUUUCCUGUCGCACAUCAAUGCGUGCGAUGCUAUUUUCCAUCUGUGCCGUGCGUUUGAGGACCCGGACGUGACGCACGUCGAGGGUGAGGUCGACCCAGUGCGUGACCUGUCCAUCAUCAGCGAGGAGCUGCGGCUGAAGGACGAGGAGAAGCUGAUGAUCAAUCUCGACAAGCUCGAAAAGCUGGUCACACGCGGCGGUGACAAGAAAAGCAAGCCAGAAUAUGAAACGUUGCUUAAAAUUAAGGAAGUGCUAGUGGAGGAGAAGAAACACAUCCGGUUCGCCGACUGGAGCGCGCAUGACAUCGAAGUGCUGAACAAGUACCUGUUCCUCACGUCGAAGCCGUGCAUCUAUCUGGUGAACCUGAAGGACACGGACUUCAUCCGGAAGAAGAACAAGUGGCUGCCGAAGAUCAAGGAGUGGAUCGACAAGAACGAUCCAGGUGCACCGAUUAUCCCGUUUUCCGGCGUGUUUGAGAACACACUAUCCCAGCUCGAAUCGGACGACGAGCGCAAGAAGUACGAAGAGGAGCACAAGUGCUACUCGGUGCUGGACAAGAUCAUCACCACCGGCUACAAGGCGCUGCAGCUCGAGUACUUCUUCACCGCCGGCCCGGACGAGGUGAAGGCCUGGACCGUGCAAAAGGGCACGAAAGCCCCCGGGGCCGCCGGCCGCAUCCACACCGAUUUCGAGAAAGGCUUCAUUAUGGCGGAGGUGAUGCAUUUCAACGACUUCAAGGAGGAGGGCUCCGAGUCAGCCGCCAAGGCUGCCGGCAAGUAUCGGCAGCAGGGUCGUAACUACGUCGUCGAGGAUGGUGACAUUAUUUUCUUCAAGUUCAACGCUGGCGCUGGCCUGAAGGACCCGAAGAAGAAGUGAUACCACCGGGCCGCCACCACCAUUAUCGUCGUAUUUCUCUACAUUAACAUGAUCUUUUACGCGCACUUGUUUCUGCCGCAGCUGAGCUGAACUGGCAAUGGUCGCCAUCAGCCGGCCGGGCAGCUCAGUCAGCUUACUUAGCUCAAAUGCAUGUGGACUGCGCCUACAAUAUGUUACAUGGAAUAAAUUAUCGCUACAGAUUUGACAUACAAUU